CUCGGAGGCUGCUUGAUAGGCGGAAGGCUGAGGAAUCUCGAUUAAUUCUUCAAAAUUUAACCAAAAAAGGAGGUGCGAUGGAGUUUUUGGAGUUUCAAGAACAAUACAAGGGACUGGACUUGAGCCUGAUGGUAGCCAUAGAGGACCACAGUUGCUCAGAUGCUUGACCUUCUGUCCCAAGCUAAAAUCAACCUUGCUGCCAAAGAUGUCCACGGCUGGACUGUCCUGCACCACGCCGUCAGCAAAGGUGAUGUAGAUAUUGUUAAGAUUUUGGCACUGGCCGAAGAAAAACUUCUCCUCGAAGAAAGGACUUUGGCUGGCUCGACUCCUCUUCACCUUGCAGCAUCUGGCACCAAUCUAGAUGUGUGCAUUUGCUUAGUGGAACUUGGUGCCAAUCUCAUUGCGGAAACUGCUUUUGGUGAAAAUCCUCUUCACCGUGCCUGUCUGAAGGGCAGUCCGAUGAUAGUGCAGUACCUGCUUGGUCUUGGAUGUUACUACGGCAUGGAAGAAAAUUACUUCGGAUAUACGAUUUGGCAUUUGCUGGCGAUGGCGAAUCGCAUGGAUGUUGCUGAAGUGUUAUUAGAUGACCCAAAAUACGGAUUGAACUGCAACACUCCUGGUGGCGACGGAUGGACUCCCAUUCUAAUUGCUGUACAGAGGUCUGAGGUUGAUUUGGUCCGAUUGUUUGUAGAACACGGUGCUGAUUUGGAGGCGGAGAACUGCUUUGGCCACGAUGCCCUUCUUUCUGCCUGCAUAGGAGGUAAAGCUGAAAACGUCGAGUUUCUUUUGAACUGCAAGAACUUUGAUUUGGAGAAGGUGGAUGUGAAACACCUCACAGCUCUGCACUUGGCCACAAUUUCAAAACAGAUAGAUGUGGUUAAGUUGAUCUUAGCUAGAGGUGCCUACAUUGAAAAACGGGGAGGUAUUCGCAUGGUGACUCCACUUCUAUUAUCAGCUGCCUUGUCAAAUGUGGAAAUCUUCUGUAUUUUGCUUGAGAAUGGAGCUGAUAUAAAUGCUGAAGAUGAAUACAAUCAUGAUGUGUUUCUUAUGGUUUGCGGAGGAGGACGAUUGGAUAUUCUGAAAUACUUGGUUGAGACCAUCAAUUACAGAUAUGACUUAAAUAAGAAGAGUAUCAAUGGAAAAACUGCUUUCAUCAAGGCUGGAAGAAACAAGAGCUUGGAGGUGAAGAAGUAUUUAGUUCAACUGGGUGCUGAUAUUCAAGAUGUUGACAACUUCAAUUUGACUGCCAUCACUGUAGCAGCCCAGUUCUCUAAUGUUGAAUGCUGUCGGUACUUGUUGGAAAUUGGGGUCAACCCACAAAUCCGAACCAAAAUUGGAACCAACGCUCUUCACCAGGCUUGCAUUUCAGGCAACAUUCAGACUGCACAGUUUCUACUUGACAAGCAACUGUUUGACAUCAACGCCACUGCCAUUGGAAAUACCACAGCUCUGCACCUCGCGGCUGAACGAAGUCACUCUGAUUUGGUUGAAAUUUUGUUGGACAAUGGCGCUGAUGUGAAGGCUCAUAAACUGAAUGGGCAGCUGGCUUUCCAUGUGGCCGCCAAACGUGCAGACCUCAAAACAGUGAAAGUAUUUAUGGAUAAAUUUCCAAGUCUUCUGGAGGAAAGGACCAGAGCUAAGGAGACUGCUCUCUUGCUGUCUUGCCAAAAUAAAAACUUGGAUGUUAUUCAGUAUCUAAUCGAGUGCGGCUCCAACUUAGAAGCUGUUGAUGAGUAUGGAAAUAACGCAUUGCACCUGGCAUGCAAAGCAGGAAAUUUUCCAACCGCCCAGUUUCUCUUUUACGAGAUGGGUUUUGAUGUGAAGCUGAAGAACGAUUACCUGGACAGCACAGUCCACUUAGCUGCCUGGGGUGACAGCAUUGAAUUAUUGGAGUGGCUGGUCACUGAGCUUGAAAUGCCAAUGGAUGAGCAAACCAAGUGCAAACAAACGCCUCUCCACUUGGCAGCAAAGUACGGAAGUGCUGAAACCUGCCGCUGGCUGAUUGAUCGAGGCGCCGACCUGCGGGUCAUCAAGAACAAUGGCAAGAACUUACUGAUGAGCGCCUGCAACGGAGGAAAGUUGGAAAAUGUCUUGCUUUUUCUCGGCCUAGGCGUAUAUAAAAUAAACGAUAGAGAUAGUUUUGGCCGGACUGCCUUCCACCUUGCGGCUAAGAAAGGCUGUUUGAAAUUGAUUACAUAUUUAGUCGAGAAAUAUAAUUGCAAUACAAUGGACAUCGACCGAAGGAACUCUGAAAAUGCCUUGCACGUUGCUGCAAAAUCCAAUAACAUUGAAGUGGUUCAGUAUCUGGUCUGUUUAAACAGGAAGCUACUGCUGAGCAAGACCAGCUACAAUAAACUACCAGUAGACAUGGCCAAAUCAAACCAGAGGAAAGAGGUGCUGAGCUAUUUGCAGUUAGAAACUGCCAAGGAAAUGGACCUGAACAACCAUCCAGUUCUUCCAGUUGCACCUCGGCAGCUCACACCACGUCAACAAGCACCACGUCAUGAGCUUGAACCAAAAUUGAACUACAACUGGAGAAAAUAAAUGUAGGCUUAUCCUGUGUAUCAAAUUCAUAUCAUUUUCUAGGAAGAAAAAACGAGAAGAAACGAUUUUUAAUUUAAAAAUAUCACAUCAAAGUUUAUUUUUGUACCUCGCAAU
Messenger RNA from Neocloeon triangulifer, 2658 nucleotides. Its product is annotated as ankyrin-2-like. The record is from RefSeq and is a predicted model, not a curated record. Lineage: Eukaryota; Metazoa; Arthropoda; Insecta; Ephemeroptera; Baetidae. The transcript has 2 exons. Gene Ontology annotation, molecular function: protein binding. The coding region runs from base 160 to 2544 and encodes 794 amino acids.